AUGCGAGAACCUAUUUCAGUAGUAAAACGUGUUGCAGUUGCAUUACAUUAUCUAGCUUCAUGUGAAGAGUAUCGUGUUGUGUCUAGCCUUUUUGGCAUAGAAAAGUCAACAGCAAAUUUAAUUGUUCAUGAAUUUAUUAAUACUGUUAAUGACAUUUUGCUCCCUAAAUAUGUUAAAUUUCCAUUGUCAGUGGAAAAUAUAAAUAAACAUAGUAGAGACUUCGAAGCUAUUCUUGGUUUUCCACAAUGCGUUGGAGCUGUUGAUGGAUGCCACAUCCUUAUUUCAGCCCCUAAUGAUCAAGCAAUUUCUUAUUAUAAUUAUAAAGGGUGGUAUUCCAUUGUACUUUUUGCCGUUGUAGACUGUCGAUACCGUUUCAUUUAUACAAGUGUUAGAUCGCCUGGUAGAAAUAAUGACAGCUAUAUUUUGCAGAAUUCUUCUUUGAAAGCAAUUUUAGAAUCAAAUCUAUUUGAUAAAUAUUGUAAAGAGCUGGGCGAUUCUCUUGUUCCGCUAUGUUUGAUAGGUGAUUUAGCAUUUCCUAUAACGCGUCAUUUGGAUGUUGAACUUUCCUUAGUUAUUCGCGUUGGUUUAUUGAUUAGUGGAAUAUAG
Messenger RNA from Hydra vulgaris (swiftwater hydra), 606 nucleotides. The record is from RefSeq and is a predicted model, not a curated record. Lineage: Eukaryota; Metazoa; Cnidaria; Hydrozoa; Anthoathecata; Hydridae.